AUUCAAGUGCGCGCGGCUCUUAUGACUCUAAUUUACAGCAAGUCCUUAAUGAUCAAGUGUGCAGGGCCAACCCAUGGAAAAAUCAUAAACUUGGUGAAUGUGGUUGUUGAAAGAAUUGAGGAUUUCUGCUGGUACAUUCAUGGAGUUUGGUUGCUUCCAGUUCAGGUUAGUUUGGGCUUAGUGAUAUUGUACAUAAACUUGGGAUUCUUGCCUUCAAUUUCUGCACUUGUUGUCACCAUUUUGGUUAUGGUGUGUAACACACCUUUGGCCAAUAUGCAAGAAAAAUUACACUCCAAGAUCAUGGAAGCUAAGAAUACAAGAAUCAAGAUGACUUCAAAGAUAAUGAAGAACAUAAGGAUACUGAAAUUACAUUCAUGGGAAUCUACAUUCUUACCGAAACUCCUCCAAUUGAGAGACACUGAGAAGAGUUGGCUGCAGAAGUACCUCUACACUCGCUCAGCAGUAGCCACUCUUUUCUGGACUUCUCCAUCUUUGGUUUCUGUUGUUACUUUCGGCAUCUGCAUACUGGUGAACACAGAACUGACUGUGGCUACUGUCCUCUCAGCCUUGGCAACUUUUCGGAUUCUGCAGGAGCCAAUCUACAAUCUUCCUGAAGUGAUUUCCAUGAUAGCUCAAACAAAAGUCUCUCUUGAUCGAAUCCAAGAGUUGAUCAAUGAAGAGGAUCAGAACCAGUUUAUGAACAAGCACACUUCAAAAGAUUCAUGAAUUGUUAUUGAAAUCAAGCCAAGUGAAU
This is a messenger RNA of Arachis ipaensis, 754 nucleotides long. The record is from RefSeq and is a predicted model, not a curated record. Lineage: Eukaryota; Viridiplantae; Streptophyta; Magnoliopsida; Fabales; Fabaceae.